AUGAUCAACUCAAAUAAUCUAGAAGUUCAGUUGACAUGGGUGAAUACAGAAAAACCACAUAUACCGUCUCCAGAUACACUACGAUUAUUGCUAACAAAAUAUCCUAAAAUCAACACAUCCAAUCCAAUCACAACCAUCACCAGAGAUGCCAGACCUCCAACUGCUACGCGAAGCUUGACAGAGACAUCGAUACCCACCGCUACCCCUCUGCUGAUAAAUGUAAGAUCUAUGAGUAUGGCUAAUUCGACAUCCGUUAUUAGAACGUCAAUACCAAGUGGUAUAAAUGAAUCGCUACCAUCAUCCAGGUUUGCAACAGGAAAUAAUAAUAACAUAUCGACAACGACUUCAAACAUCCCCCAUAGAAAGACGAAUAAUAAUAUAAACACCAACAAUGGUAUUGGAUCAGCAAUCUUAAGAAAUGGUAGUAUAACAACAGGAAAUGAUCUUCGGGGUGUAUGCGCGGAUACAGGAGAUUUGGAACCUGAUCCAUUGAAAGGAAUACGACAGUCUCAACAAGCGAAGCGUAAAAUUCAAUCACGGUUACCAGUUUCUACAGUCAAGCCUACUUCGGAAGGAUCUGACCAAGAUUUUAUCAAUAAUAAUGAAGAUGUGCAUUUUGUUGAUUUAACCAGUCCUACUAGACCCAGUCGAAUUAUUUCUACAACUACCACUACAACAAUACUGUCUGUAGCACGAGAGAAUCCUAGUCCAACUGGACAGUCGACAAUGAAUGGCAGUUCAAAUUCCGCAGUAUUUCAAUCAACCUCCAGGAAGACUAUUUCUACAGCUGGUAAGAGACCAAGUCCUAAUGAUGAGUCUGAAUCCUUAACAAGAAAGAAGCCUAAGGCGGAUGAUCAAACUGAUCUUCUUUUACAAUUAAUUGCUUUUCAAGAUCAGAAAAUUGCGCUAUUGGAACAAAGAUUCAAAACUAGUGAGUCUACUCUGAUUUCUUUAGAUGCAAAACAAUCAUUCUAUAAAUAUGAAUUUGAACCAAAAUUGAAAUAUAUCGAAGAAAAGUUAAAAGAUAUAAAAUCAAGAUCCAACAUCCAGGAAUCAAUCACAUCUAACAAUAUUUCAUUGGAUUUUGUUACGAAAUGCAAAAGUGAAGAAGAAGUGACAUCCAAAAAUGACAAAAAUACACUCUCUGAAGAAACCGAUCUAGGGAAUGGAUUCAUACAAUCAUCUUCACCAAUUUUGGAAGUAUUUGACAGUUUGCCGACCAAGUCCAUCCAGCCUCCAGUACCUCCUCCAGCUUCACUACAUGUUCGUCCAAUUAUUCAAUCUACGCCAGUUGUCAGUGAGACAACUGAGGACCUUACAGAAUCUUCAGUUGCAGCUACAUUAACAAGAGACGCGGAUGUUUUUGCAGUUCCGUCAGUUCCAGCAUUCACCCUUCCUCCUCGCAGAACCACCGCCAUGGCUGCUGAACCUAGUCGAUUAGCAGCGGCCAGAAAUCUAGUUGAAAGCACGCAAAUUUCUGAUGUUGAGGAUGAUUUUGGAGAUCAGACAAUGGAAGGAUUGUUAACACCUACUCAAGACCGAGAUGAAAUUGAUGAUAUUGGUAGUUUUAUAAUUGAUGAGGAAUAUGGUGAUGAUGGAUCAUUUUCUGAUUCGGUUGAAUCUGAUACUCAGACUGACAAAGAUGAUGAUGAUGAACCUAUUGAAGAUGAUGAGAUUGUUGAUACUGAGGAUUUUGGGGUGGAUGAAUUAGAAGAGCUAAGGAUGUCACCUGAAACUGCAGAAACGUUUGGAAUUCACUAUGGUACUGUACAAAGUCGACCAUUUACAAUCGAUGAUGAUGAUGCUGAUGCUGAACGAGUUAAAUUGCCAGGUGAAGUAGAAGACGAUGAAGAAGAACCGAAAGAAAUCAUCAAUUAUUCAACGCAGUAUAAUCAAGAGCGUGAAUUGGAUGUUGUUGAAAUUCUUGAUGAUGAUGAUGAGCUGGAUUUUUCUGAUGAUGAUGAUUCGAUGAUAUUAGCAAUUCCCAAUUCAAUAAAUAAUAUCUUGGCGGAAAACUCCAACAAAACGAACGUACCUCUAAGCAUCCCCGAUAGUGAUUUUGAUGACGAUGAUGAUGAAUUAAUGAAUAUCAUAAAUGGAGGCCAACCAAUCCCAACUCAAAAUGGAACUCUCGUGAAUAAGGAAAAUAUUCCCCCUGGUUCAGAACCCUUUAUUCAAGAUGUGUAUCUGGUGCUUAAUUCGGUAUUUAAAUUAAAAUCAUUCCGUUCGAAUCAAUUAGAAGCUAUAGUGGCAACAUUAAUGAAUAAGGAUGUAUUUGUGUUAAUGCCUACAGGUGGUGGUAAAUCGCUUUGUUAUCAAUUACCUUCAUUAAUCCAGAGUGGGAAAACAAAGGGUACCACCGUGGUUAUUUCACCUUUGAUUUCAUUAAUGCAAGAUCAAGUUGGUCAUUUAUUGGAUUUAGACAUUAAAGCAGGUAUGAUAAGUUCCAAAGCUAGUGCUGAUGAUAAUAAACAUAUUAUGAAUUUGUUUAGAGAAGGAUUAUUAAAUAUCGUUUACUUAUCUCCCGAAAAAGCUAAUAAUUCAACCAUGGUUCAACGAAUUAUAACCAGAUUGUAUGAAAAUGGUCAAUUAGCUCGAGUGGUUAUUGAUGAAGCUCAUUGUUUAAGUUCUUGGGGUCACGAUUUCCGUCCCGAUUAUCAAGGUAUGGGAUUUUUCAAGGAGAAAUACCCCAAGGUUCCAGUUAUGGCAUUAACUGCUACUGCAAAUGAAAAGGUCACGAUGGAUAUUAUGCAUCAUUUAAAAAUGAAAGAUCCGGUAUUUUUGAAACAAAGUUUUAAUAGAACUAAUCUAUAUUAUCAAAUCAAGAAGAAAGAAGGACCUUAUUUAGAAUGGAUCAGAAAUUAUAUCACCAGUCGAUAUAAUAAUCAAACAGGAAUCAUUUAUUGUCAUUCAAAGCAAGCAUGUGAACAAACCAGUUCUAGGUUGAAUCUGUUUGGGUUGAAAACCUCAUUUUAUCAUGCAGGUAUGGAAGCUAAUGAUCGAAGUGAAGUUCAAAAUCUUUGGCAAAAGGGGAAAAUUCACGUCAUUUGUGCUACGAUUGUAUUUGGUAUGGGUAUUGACAAACCGGAUGUGAGAUUUGUGAUUCAUUUGACAUUACCAAGAAGUUUGGAGGGAUAUUAUCAAGAAACUGGUCGUGCUGGGAGAGAUGGACUCGAAUCGGAAUGUAUUAUGUUUUAUGGCUAUCGUGAUGCUAGAUCUAUGCAAGGUUUGAUCCAAAGGGAUCAAGAUAUAACUGAAGAAGCGAAGGAGAAUCAUUUGGCUAAAUUACGACAAGUGGUGCAAUAUUGUGAGAAUAUUACUGAUUGUAGAAGAAAACAAGUUUUACAAUACUUUAAUGAAUCAUUCGAUCCAAAAGAUUGUCAUAAGAAAUGUGAUAAUUGUCAAAAUUAUACCAGCGUUAGCACAGUUGAAAAGGAUUGUACUGAUCAUGCCAAGAACAUUAUCAAUUUAGUUCGAUCAAUUCAAGAAGAUAGAGUAACUGUCCUUCAUUGUCAAGAUGUUUUCAAGGGUUUAAAUCAUAAUAAAAUUUCCAAAAUGGGUCAUAAUAAUAAUCCAUAUCAUGGUAAAGGUAGAAGUUUGGAAAAAACCGAUGUUGAACGGAUAUUUUUCAAUUUAUUAACUGAAGAUUGUUUAGUUGAAUAUCAAAUUAUGAAAGCAGGUUUUGCCACCAAUUAUGUCAAAGUUGGAAAGAAUGCUGAUUCAGUAUUACGAGGUCAUAAACAAAUUAAGAUUCAAUUUAGUACUGUCUCGUCGAGACCAAAUUCUAAAGAAACGAAUUCAAGAGCUUUGAAUCGGGCCGUUCCUGCUCUGGGAGCUUCUAAUGGUGGUGGUGAUUUAUCUAACUUUAGAUAUCGUGAUUCAUUUGUAAGUGCUAGACAAUUGUCGAUAAUUGAUUUACCAAAUAAUAAUUUUGGUGGUGAUAUAGAUAAGGAUGAAUUACCUCAUAUUGAACAUUGUUAUGACGAAUUAAGUCAUAUUCGAAUGAAUGCUUCUACUGAAAUUGAUAUUCCUGCUCAUCAGGUAGUUUCUGAUCGAACUCUUAAAGAUAUGCUGAUUAAGUUACCUACUAAUAAAAAGGAUUUUGCAAAGUUAUUAGAGAUUAAGAAAGAUCAAUUGGAGUAUUUUAGUUAUUUUAAGAAGAGCUUAACUAACUUAUCACGAGAAAGAAAGAAGAAGGAUACUUCUACUGGAAGUCAUUCAACUCAAAAGCUGACUUCAUCAUCAGCAACUUCAAGAACUAUCGCGACUACUGCUUCAUCCCGACUAGUCUCUACUGGUGUCGUUUCGAGACACUUCCACCCAUCUCAAGAGGACCAAAGGAUUAUUGAAGAGUUAAAGAAAGUGGUGCUGCAUGGUACACAAGAAAGCUCAACCAGAAAUAAACGAAGUCAGGUGGGUGCAAAAUCAAGUUAUAAUAAUGGGCUGAGAAAAUUUUCAAAGAAAACAAGAAGAAGAAGUAGUCAAACUGUAAGACGAUCACAAGGAAGAUCGACACAGGCAAGAUCAAAAGUUACGAAACCGUCAACAACGGCUAGUAGAACGACUAAAGCAUUACCUUUAUAG
Messenger RNA from Hemisphaericaspora subhashii, 4584 nucleotides. RefSeq names its product ATP-dependent DNA helicase (gene SGS1). The record is from RefSeq and is a predicted model, not a curated record. The transcript has a single exon. Lineage: Eukaryota; Fungi; Ascomycota; Pichiomycetes; Serinales; Debaryomycetaceae. Gene Ontology annotation, molecular function: nucleic acid binding; ATP binding; four-way junction helicase activity. Gene Ontology annotation, cellular component: cytoplasm; nucleus; RecQ family helicase-topoisomerase III complex. The coding region runs from base 1 to 4584 and encodes 1527 amino acids. Gene Ontology annotation, biological process: DNA replication; double-strand break repair via homologous recombination.